ACGUCGUCAACAACAACAGCAACGCCAUUAACAUCAUCAAUGUCAACAGCAGCAACGUCAACAACAACGUCAACAACAACAGCAACGUCAUUAACAUCAUCAAUGUCAACAGCAGCAACAACGUCAGCAACAACGUCAACAACACAGUGAACGUCGUCAGCAAUAACAACAGCAACGUCAUUAACACCAUCAAUGUCAACAGCAAUGUCAGCGUCAUCAUCAACAAAAACAAUGUCAACAACAUCAUCGUCAAUAACAACGUCAUCGUCAACAACGUCAACGUCAACGAUGUCAACAACAUCAUUGUCAACAACGUCAUCAUCAACAACAACGUCAUCGUCAACAACAGCAACAACGUCAGCAUCAUCAACAUCAUCAUCAUCAUCAACAAUGUCAACAACAUCAUUGUCAAGAACAUCAACAAUGUCAACAUCAUCAUCGUCAGCAUCAGCAUCGUCAACAUCCACGCCAACGUCAUC
Onychostruthus taczanowskii (white-rumped snowfinch) is the source of this 479-nucleotide messenger RNA. Its product is annotated as cell wall integrity and stress response component 4-like. NCBI's taxonomy places the organism in Eukaryota, Metazoa, Chordata, Aves, Passeriformes, Passeridae. The record is from RefSeq and is a predicted model, not a curated record. The annotation marks the transcript as partial. The transcript has a single exon.